Aureobasidium pullulans EXF-150 is the source of this 2176-nucleotide messenger RNA. RefSeq lists its product as uncharacterized. NCBI's taxonomy places the organism in Eukaryota, Fungi, Ascomycota, Dothideomycetes, Dothideales, Saccotheciaceae. The record is from RefSeq and is a predicted model, not a curated record. The transcript has 2 exons. Bases 384 to 1874 code for a protein of 496 amino acids.
UUGCUCGCGUGGUCGGUUUCGGACUUGAAAGCCACUGAUGAUGGUUGGGCGUUUUCCCUCUGCGGGAGAAAGGGUUAGGCUCAAGCUCCGUUAGGUUAAGGGAGGGCGUGUGGUUAGAUGUUGGUGGCAGAUUGUAAGUGAUAAUAUACGAGCCGUCAGGAUACGGAUAAGGGAGCUGUGCUAGGUGCUUGGGCAAUCCUCCAAGGUAGUAUUGUACCUGUUCCCUCGUUUCUCUCCUCUGAAUCGAUUUCUCUUUCUUUCCUUUGCUUUGGUUUUUGGUACACAUAUACAUACAACAAACGACUUUACUUAAUGGUGUGCUGAUUUGACGACCGUGUGAGAAAGAGAUAUUAUUUGGUUUAAGAGCUUGGAUUGGAAACAAGAUGGGCUUCUCGUUCAGAAAGGGCAGUGUUAUGGAGAGGAUGGGCUACAGCGAUGAGACCAAAUUCCAUCAGAUCGAAUCGCUGGGAGGUGCCCUGGAUGCUUUGAGGACGAAAGGCUCGCGCAUGAAGCAGAAGAUUAUCGCUGGUUCGAUCGUCUCUGUGCUGCUGGUUUUCGCAUUCCUCGCUUUCUCCCCUGAUACCACAACCUCCUCGCUACGACAAGAACAACUCAACAAAUGGUGGAAGACCCACGACGGAACCGACGCGGCAAUUGAGAACGGCAUCUGGAACAAAACACCAGAAGACCAAGAAGCAGAAGUCGCGCAAGGAACUUGCGACAACGUACCCGAGAUCAUUCAAGUCGCCAUCCUCGAAACUGUACGCGCUCACGAUGAAGUCGAUGCCGCCCUCGUCCACUCGCUCGCCUCGCAACCAAACGUCAAUCUGACACUCUACCAACAAGAACCCCGCUUCGGCAGCGAAAAGAUCUUCCACGCUUUCGGUCUCGACUAUGCCGGUCCACUCCACCCUGACGAUUUCAUGGGCACAGACAAACACACCACAAUUCCCGACUUCUUGGUACUUACAACAUGCGAAUUAGCUCUCCGUCAAGCACCCAAACGUCUCGAAGCUCUCCUGGAACAAGGUAAAACCCGCCUCAUCUGUAUAGUCCACCACUCGGACCACUGGGCCGAAGAACAGCGCAAAUCCGACAUCCGCCCUUGGGUCGACGCAGGCAUGAUUGAUUUCUGGACACUCUCACCACACACGGCGACUUUCCUCUCCAACACAAUCGCAGCUUGGGAUUCCAACGACAGCCAGCCUUGGGAUAACCCUCCAUCCCCUCCCAUCCGUGUCUUCGUGCCUAUUUUCCCAGUCGUCGCGCCCAACAUCACCAUAUCAGAGAAAGCAAUGCAAGGCUUGAGUUUCGCCAUGCAAGGUGACUACGAUCCUCACCGCAGAGAUUACAAGCAUAUUUUCGAGCGCCUGGGCAACUUUUUGGCAGAGGCGGAAAGAAAUGUUUCCAUGCAUUUACUCGGUCAGGGCAACCGACCCGAAGUCCCAGAAAAUGUGAAAGCGCAUGUUUUCUUCGAUCAAGGGUUGAGUUAUACGGAUUUCUAUGCGUUGUUGUCGAAGGUUUCUGCUGUGUUGCCUGGGUUUGCGAGCCCCGAGUAUUUGGACCGCAAGGCUUCUUCGUCCGUACCUGCUUCUUUGAUCGCCGGCACACCGCUGGUUGCGGAUAGAAGAUUAUUGGAGGCUUAUGCAUAUGUGGAGGAGGAAAGUGUGUGGUUGCAGGAGGAUGGAGAGAAUGAAUUUGAUGUUGUUGGCAGGAUGUUGGCGGCCAGUGCCAAGGAAAGAGAACAAAAGAGCCAACACGCCAAAGACAACGCCCAGAGAAUCAUCGACGGCAACGUGAGAAGGGUAGGGGAGUGGCUAGAAACCGGCAUCAUCCAGAUGUACUGUGCUGGCUCCGAGGGAGAAGACGACUAGAUUCUUUUUUCUUUCUUUAUUGUUUAUAUUAUCUUCCUUUUCCAAUCCCCUUGCGUGAACCGAAAUCUUGAAAUCACCUAUCUGACUGUUUCGAAAAAAAGAACUGUUGGCUGCUUACUGUUCCGAUUGCAGAAACACCGACAUGGGGUAUGGCAUAAACAAGACAUUGAAGUUCAGGGGUGCAUAUGCAAAGACGGGAGGGAAGCAGCGAAGCAUAAAAAGACAAAUCGGAAACCCAAAUGCCACAGCCAAGAAAACAUGAUCCUACACACCUCAAAGGACAAUCAUGGCUGAGAAUUAUA